GUUUCCGAUGGAAAGGCAAGAACUUCAGUAACUCGUCAGCAGUUGGUGGCGAGACAAGUUGCGACAUCGAUGGCGUGAUCGUUUAUCUUUUCGUUCAAGGACACCUCGUCCCAGUCGAAAAAUGGCAACCAAUUCAACUGUUUCGCUGUCGAUUUCUAUCGACAGAGAAAAGAUUUUAGGGAAAGGGGCUUACGGGACCGUUUACGAAGGGACGUGGAAGGACAGAAAAGUGGCCGUCAAGCGAAUUCAAAUCGAAAACGUUGAAAACAACAAAGGAGGAGAAGAAGCUUUGCAGAAAUUAGAUCAUCCAAAUGUCGUCAAACUCUAUCACGUUGAAAGCGACAUUGAUUUCAGAUUUUAUGCGCUGGAAUUUUGCCAGGCAUCGCUGGAUCAAAAAUUUUUGAAUGAGAAGAACCCGAAAAAAUAUCGUGGAGCCAUGCCCCCCGAUGAAGAAGUUUGCCUCCAGUUGGCUACGGGAUUGGCAUACAUUCAUGAAAACCGAUUGAUUCAUCGAGAUCUCAAACCCGAAAACGUUCUCAUCUGGGUGGAUAUCACUGGAAAAGUGUUGAUGAAAUGGGCCGAUUUUGGACUUAGUAAACAAGUUAGCGAAAGAGGAAGUCAUUUCAUUAGUGGAAUGAGAGGAACCCCCAACUGGUAUUCCCCUGAAAUAUUGAAGAUAUUUAUUGAAGAGGAAAAAAAUGAUCGUAAAACUACGACGACAACACCCGACACUCGUCCAAGAGGAACCGUCAAGAGCGACGUUUUUAGCGCGGGACUUGUUUUUGGCUAUUAUCUAUUAGGCGGUGAUCAUCCUUUCGGUUCUGCUAUAAAUGUUUCACCAAACAUUGUCAACAAUGAGCCAGUCAAUCUGCCAAAAAUAAAAGAUCCUUCCAUGCACGCGAUCAUCGUGGACAUGUUGAAGGCCAAUCCCAACGAGAGGAUUUCAUCGGCCGACGUCGUAACAAGAAUCAACAACUUGAUAAAAUUCCAUUAUAUCCAGCUGCACUAUCUCGGUGUAGUUUCUACCGAGGAUGACACGGAUGACACCAAGUGGCAUGAGCUUGUUCGGGCCCCCAUGAUCAUCGGUGUCUUGAGCCAACUGAUGAUUCGCACGUCGCAGUUGACGGAUUUCCGAAUUGACCAGAUCGACAAAACGCACAUUCCUUUAAUUAAACAUCCGAGCAGUUUCCGCACAACUCUGGUGCAAAUCGUCAACGACGCUUACAAUGCUUUCAAGAAGGCGCAUACCAACAUGGAAAAGAUUCAGUUACAGGUGGCCCAGUUGGCUUUUUAUGUAAUAGAUUGCGUCACAAUAAUCAAAUCCGACAGCAAAGUCGACAUAGAGAAAUUGGUGCCCAGACGGCUGGAAUGCAUCAAACAAGCAGCCGACGACGGACUGAAACGGUCAGAGGAGGAACUCGACGCUUUCAACUUAUUGAGUUAUUUGAUUAACCAAGUUCUGCUGGCGAUGUCGGCCAGCCAUGGAAGAAAAGAGCAAGAGAUUCAAGAUGCAAUGUAUGCAAAUAUUGAGGAGAAAAAAAGGCGCCAAGAAGCAGCUAUAAAUGGUCAGAAAAAAUCCGAGAAGGAGAUAAAAAAAAUGUGCGAUGAGUUCACUAAAAGUUUAAAAAAUAUGCACAUUCAUGUUGAAAAAGACAUCAGUACAGAUCCAAUGCAAAUCUUAAAAGACGGAAUGAAACUACUUAGCGAAUUGCAGGAAAAUUGGGCUGGUAUGACCCUGUACUUCCAAUUCUUUAACAAGCACAUAAAAAAAGUUUCGAAAAAACAAAACAUGUUUCUCAAACAUGCCAAAGAUGCCCAAGAAGAUACUUUUUUUAUUGAUUUCGUAAUGACCGUUCCAAUGAAGAAAUUGCUGAAAACGUCCAUCAAGUCACAUCACAUCGCUGCCACGUACGUCAAAGUCUCAAACAGCUACAUCAUGGGACCUUUGAGGAACAUCCACGGAAUGGUGGCCAUCGAACCCGAAAAAAAAAAAACAAGCGCAAAAGGAGUUGAUAGAAUCGUGUGAAAGAGCUUCUAAAGGCAUUCAAAUCAUGUUCAACGAGGACAGUGUACAGACUAUCCCUGAAAUAGAAAAUGCGCUUCAAUCACCAGACCCGUUCAAAGUACUAUUCACAAUUGAUGAUGUUGACUAACAAAGAUUAUAUUAGUUCUACGUGUUUGUUUUCUGUUGUUUCAAAUACACCCAUUUCAUCGUCAAA
This is a messenger RNA of Daphnia pulex (common water flea), 2219 nucleotides long. RefSeq names its product maternal embryonic leucine zipper kinase-like. Gene Ontology annotation, biological process: intrinsic apoptotic signaling pathway in response to endoplasmic reticulum stress; IRE1-mediated unfolded protein response; protein phosphorylation. The transcript has 5 exons. Gene Ontology annotation, cellular component: IRE1-TRAF2-ASK1 complex. Bases 122 to 2026 code for a protein of 634 amino acids. The record is from RefSeq and is a predicted model, not a curated record. Lineage: Eukaryota; Metazoa; Arthropoda; Branchiopoda; Diplostraca; Daphniidae. Gene Ontology annotation, molecular function: RNA endonuclease activity; ATP binding; protein serine/threonine kinase activity.